UAACCCGGAAGUCCGGCUAACCCGGACCGAUUUUAUCAGACAUAUAUUUCAACAAAAAAAAUGUAUUUAAUAUAAUAUUUGAGAGAUAAUGGGUAUUUGUCACGAUACACUCACACUGUGUGAGUGUAUCGUGGUAUUGUCCGCUUCCGUUCUGUAAUCGUUCGUAAAGUUUGUCUACGUAAUGGCAACAAAACGUAAAAAUGUUGUAGUGACAAUGGAAAAUAAACUAGAAGCAUUAGGUAGAAUUGAUAAAGGCGAAUCUUUAAAAACUAUUGCAGCAUCAUAUGGUGUCGGUACAUCUACAGUAUCGGAUUGGAAGAAAAAUAGAACUAAAAUUCAAGAAUUUUGUUUUAAAAUGAUAACAAAACACAGUUUGGACAAUCGGCGCAAAGCUAAUAAAGUGAAAAAUGAGACUCUCGACGACGCUUUGUAUAUGUGGUUUUGUGCGGAAUGCGAACGUGGUUUACCAUUGUCUGGACAAAUUAUUCAAGAAUCAGCACUCAAGCUGAAUAAAAUGUUGCCUGAUUGUGAACCAAAUUUCACUGCGAGUCAAGGUUGGUUGGAUAGAUGGAAAAAACGUCAUGGAAUACUCCAACUAUCUGUAUUUUAUUUAUAAUUUUUACCAUUUUCUCCGGCUAACCCAGAUUUUCGAUAACCCGGAUCGGCCGCGGUCCCGAUUAAUCCGAGUUAACGAGGUUCC
Diabrotica virgifera virgifera (western corn rootworm) is the source of this 700-nucleotide messenger RNA. RefSeq names its product jerky protein-like. NCBI's taxonomy places the organism in Eukaryota, Metazoa, Arthropoda, Insecta, Coleoptera, Chrysomelidae. Gene Ontology annotation, cellular component: nucleus. Bases 182 to 616 code for a protein of 144 amino acids. The record is from RefSeq and is a predicted model, not a curated record. The transcript has a single exon. Gene Ontology annotation, molecular function: DNA binding.